AAGCUAAACCUAUUUCAUAAUUGUGUAUUUAAGCAAGAAGGAAGAGUUCGUAGCGUUGAGUUGAGUGAGUGCGAUAAACAACAAUGGCGGAGAGCGCGAAAAUGGAGGACCUUCAACUCACCUUAAAGCCUUUCUAUCAGAGAGCCGCAGAAGCAGAGGAGCGCUUAUCAAGACUAGAAGCUACCUUGAAUAAUAAAGAAGAUGCUAGAAAUGAGGAAAACACGAAAGUGAUUAAUGAUCUUCAGUCAAAGCUGAAAGCUGCAAAUGCAGAAAUUGUUUCGGAAAAAGAGAAGAUUCGAACGCUUACAGAAGAAAAUGCAAAACUUCAAUACCGAUUAAUUCAUCUCGCGAGAUCACUCAAGGAAGCUAAUUUAAAGUUAGAGCAAGCUACAGCGCACGAGCAGCUACAGAGAAUGAAAUUGUAGAGUUCUUGAGUUUACGAGCUGAGAUUGACAGAAGCUUUUUCUUUGAGUAUUUUGUUUUAUAGUUGAUAUUCGUGGCGAUGCUAAAUAUGUUUAAGCUUUAUUGAUUUUACAACUUAUAAAUCAGAUCAUUGUUUAGCUCAUACAUUAUGAUAGACAAAUUUCUUCCA
Vigna angularis (adzuki bean) is the source of this 592-nucleotide messenger RNA. RefSeq lists its product as uncharacterized. The transcript is spliced from 5 exons. Bases 84 to 425 code for a protein of 113 amino acids. The record is from RefSeq and is a predicted model, not a curated record. Lineage: Eukaryota; Viridiplantae; Streptophyta; Magnoliopsida; Fabales; Fabaceae.